UUAUCAAAAGGCGUAUUCGCCAAUCGCCAUUCCUUUGGUACACAGGUACAAAACGUUAGAAUUUAUUUUACUUAAGCCCUAGUUAUCGAUAUUGGGCUGUAAUUUUCAGUUUCUCGCUAAAUUCCGAAUAUCGUUGGAAAGAUUUUCAUUGUUACGCCUAUUUCGGGGUGGAUUAUUGUUAAAAGAUGAUAAAGUGAUUUGUUUGUCGCAGUUUUGGAAUAUUUUAUGAACUAAAUUGAUAUGUAGUGUCUUGUUUAUCGUAUAAUUGAUAUCUUCUGGUAAAGAAGUUGCUUACACCAUGGAUGACGACGGGGAUGAUAAAGAUGACACCAAAAGGAGAACUCGCAAUCUUAGUGAGAAGAAGAGGAGAGACCAGUUCAACAUGCUUGUCAAUGAACUCGGUUCUAUGGUAUCAACAAAUAAUAGAAAAAUGGAUAAAUCAACUGUUCUUAAGUCUACUAUAUCAUUCUUAAAGAACCAUAAUGAGAUAACAGUGCGAUCACGAGCUCAUGAUGUCCAAGAAGAUUGGAAGCCGGCUUUCUUAUCUAAUGAGGAAUUCACCUACUUAGUCUUGGAGGCCUUGGAGGGUUUUGUUAUGGUAUUUUCAGCUAGCGGUUGCAUUUACUAUGUAUCGGAAAGUGUGACAUCUUUGCUAGGGCAUACUCCGGGAGACAUUAUCAAUAAAAGUAUAUUUGAUUUGGCAUUUGUUGACGAUCGUCCAAAUCUAUACAACAUUUUGCAAAAUGGUGGUACCCUUGAUCCGACCCAAGUUGUGACGACAGAUAAUCCUAUAAGCUUCCGUUGCCGCCUGCAAAGGGGAACAUUAGAUUUCAGAGAUGAAGUAACCUACGAAUUGGUCCAAUUCGAUGGCCACUUCCGUAAAAAUCUGGAGUCGAAUGAGAACGGCCAUCAUUCGUAUCAGGAUGAACACGAAUCGAGAUUACUAUUCGUAUGCACCGGCAGGCUGUAUAUGCCACAGCUAGUUCGCGACGUGUCUCUCGUGGAUACUAUUCGUAGCGAGUUCACAUCCCGCCACAGCCUGGAGUGGAAGUUUUUGUUCUUGGACCACCGCGCCCCUCCCAUCAUAGGAUACUUGCCAUUCGAAGUCCUAGGCACAUCAGGAUACGAUUACUACCAUUUUGAUGAUCUAGAGAAGGUCGUGUCCUGUCACGAAGCCUUGAUGCAAAAGGGCGAGCUGACUUCGUGCUACUAUAGGUUUCUGACCAAGGGUCAACAGUGGAUCUGGCUCCAGACACGUUUUUAUAUAACAUACCAUCAGUGGAACUCUAAACCCGAAUUCGUUGUUUGCACUCAUCGAGUCGUUAGUUAUGCUGAUAUAAUAAAAAGCACAAAACAGGAGCGUACAGAGACUGAGGAGUCUGUUCGUGACUGCGAUCAUAACGGAUCGUCUUUGAAGGAUCCUUCCACUGAGGACGCUAUGGUGCCCGUAUCACCCUCAUAUAUGUCAGAGGCAAGCGACGCCUUCGCCACCUCAUAUAAUUCUAUGUCCAAGCUGGCAUCGGUGAAGUCUGCGGCCACAUCAGGCAGUACAAGUGCGACGGUGGCCACACUUGGAACUGCCAUCACCACAGCGAGUGCCACAUGGCCACCACGAUCAUCCUACCUGCUGUACACAACUGGUUCUGACACAACUUCCGUAUCCGGUGGAUCUCGAUCCUCGCAGAGGAAUAGCUCUCAGGAGUUGCAGAGGUUACCUGAACCGGCACUGGUGCCGCAACACGGUAUUGGUGCUCAAUAUCUGGAGCCCGCCCCCUACGUGGGCGCUGUCGGCGUCCCCGCUGUACUGCCGCUAUCUCUACCACCCAUACCGGUUAUAGUCGCACAAGAUCAGGCCCAGUUACAGGAGCAGUUGCAGCGAACCCAUCGUGAGCUGCAGCAGAUGAUCGUGAGGCAGCAGGAGGAGCUGCGCCAGGUGAAGGAACAGCUGCUGUUCGCGAGGCUCGGUAUACUGCAGCCGGUUAUCAACGUCCAGGAUCCGUUCACGAAUCCAGAGCAAAUGCCGAACCGGUCGUCCAUCAUGUACGAUGGUAACAGACAGCUAAGCUAUCCGCAGACGAGCCACCAGCAAAAUCACAACAUGCCGCCACAGUAAACUUGCCACAACGCAUUCGCCACAAUAUAUUUGCCACAGUUCGUUAAACAUCUCGUUGGCGUUACGGAACAAAUGACAGUUACCGUAAACGGCAUUUAUUAUUAUUGCGAAUAAUUAUUAAUCGAUUUUUCUGAAUGGUAUCGUUUUUAUAAGCAAACUCAGCUCUGAUAUUGCAACAUUAUUAUUAAAACCAAAUGAAUGCCAAAUACGUUGUCCGACGAGCCAAGGUUUGUAAUUAGGUGUACGUCUCGAUUUCUAUACCACGGGUCCUGGUCACAGGGGAACCCAUACGGCAGGUCAAAUGGCCGGCCAUACCGGAUCUCAUGUAUAAUAAACAUUGUUUAUGCACAACUUUUAUUAAGUUACCAUUUCAUAUAAACAUAAUUUAUUAUUUCGUGCAAUAUUAUGUCUUUUUUUUUUUGUCUAUUGUUUCUUUGAGACAUUUUUUUGUCUAUUGCUAUUCUGCGUAACGUAUAUGUGUAUACAUAAAUUUGUCGUUUUAGUGCAUCAUCUAAAUUCCAACCAUAGCAAAUGGUUGUGAUCCUACGUUUCCGUCACUGGUUAGACGAAAUUUGUAUGUGAUGUGCUAUUAAUCUUCCGUCAGUUAUGGGUUAUGUUUGGUUUGGAAAAAAAAAUAAUUUAGGUAGAAAAAAAAAAAUUGAUAUGAAUAAUAUAUUCCAUACAUAUAUUAAUACGUAGUGAUUGUAUACGUGGUAUUCGUUGUAUAUCGUACUGUUAAAUGUGCCAUCAUAGAUUUUCGCGUUUCUCCGUUGGGCCUCUUAGUAUUUUUUUUUUUUUUUUAUAUUUAUUUUGUUUUUUUUUUGUCCCAUUAAGUGAAAAGUAUGUGAUAUUUUUCGAGGGUCGUUUUUAAUUCGUCAUUUUUAUUAAGUAAAAUUAUUGAUAUACGCAGUUGUCUGUUGUGUUGUAUAGAUUUAUUUACGUUAUGAUAAAUAUAUAUAUUUUUUUUAAUACAGUGAAUUGUUUGGAAAUGAUUUGAAUAUUUUUUCUAUUAUAUUAUUAUUGCCGGUACGCUUAUUAUAUGUUUGCGUCGUCGCUGCAUACGAAGCGUUACCCGUUUUUGUUUCAUUAACCUACGUUGAUGCUGUAAUGUGCGAAUUGAUGAAUGAUAAAACUGUCAACGCUCCGUAUGUAGUGUGACGAUACAAACAUAUAAUAAGCGUACUGUUGUUGUUAUUUCAAGCGUAUGUGUAAUUGUUUUAUAAGUAAUCUUUUGUUGACAUUAGGAAGAUUGUGUUGCCAGUGUUGGUAAUAAUUUUAAUAAUUAAUUAAUAUAUAUAUAUAUAUAUAUAUAUAUAUACUUCAAUUGCGUUUUUUAGUCUUAAUACAUGGUGUAGAAUUUAAUACAUUUGAUGUUUAUAUUACUUAGAAUACGUAUAUGUAUGACAUUUAUAAUAUAAUCUACUUAGGUAUUAGUGUCAUUAGUGGUGACGAUGUGAAAAAAAAAAGUAAAUUAAUGAAUGUACGACAUUUAGUAGUUGUCUAAUUUUAAAUUUAAAUUAUUUACUAUACUAUAUAUUGAAUAAUUUAAAUUUAAAUCAUCGUUAGCGUAAUACAUUAUCUCAAUAUUAGCGCGUAUUAGAUGUAAUUAUAAUAUCAUAUACAUUUAACUGUUUAAAUCUUGAAAUCUUUUUGUAUAUCAUUACACGUGGUUUUGAGUGAGUGAUGGUGACUGGUGCUCUUCGAUUAAUUUUUUUAAUUGUAAUGAUUUCUUAUACUUUAAGACUAUUUUUCAUUUUUUAUUUAUAUAUAUGUAUGUGUGACGUAUUCUACGUCUAACAAUAAGUAUGGUAAAGUGAUAAUUUAUAUAUAUAUUCCAAAAAACAUACUGUAUUAGAUGUUUUAAAUUUUUUGUGAAUGAAUCUUAAAUUUAUUAAUAUUAAUUUUUUUUCUUCUAUAUCUAUAUAAAUGUCGACGAUGUCUAUAUAUUAAUGUAGCUGGUAUUAAAUGUAUUUCUCACAUAAACACUGAUCAGCUGACGACUUCUGCUCACCUGCUGUAUGUAUUCAACGCGGGUAGUUACAGAACGGUUUGGUCUAUCAUUACUGUUAUUAUUUUAUGUACUAGUUUUUUUUUUUUUUAAUUUUAAAUCAUGGAAUAAUGUCUUUAAUAUUUUUAUUAACAGGAAAUGUAAUAUGUUGAUGAUGAACUCUACUUGCCAUAGUUUUAUGUCCAUGUUUAUAUUAAGUAAAACCAAAUAUGUGAUUAAGUUAAACAUUUUUAAUGUAAUAAAUGUACUUAUGUAUUGUA
Molecule: messenger RNA, 4381 nt
Organism: Danaus plexippus (monarch butterfly)
Lineage: Eukaryota; Metazoa; Arthropoda; Insecta; Lepidoptera; Nymphalidae
Gene: Clk
Product: circadian locomoter output cycles protein kaput
Exons: 13
Coding region: 299-2113 (604 amino acids)
Biological process (GO): regulation of transcription by RNA polymerase II; circadian regulation of gene expression
Cellular component (GO): cytoplasm; CLOCK-BMAL transcription complex; nucleus
Molecular function (GO): DNA-binding transcription factor activity, RNA polymerase II-specific; RNA polymerase II cis-regulatory region sequence-specific DNA binding; protein dimerization activity
Source: RefSeq, a predicted model, not a curated record